This is a messenger RNA of Drosophila bipectinata, 2739 nucleotides long. It is a transcript of the gene put, whose product is annotated as activin A receptor type 2 punt. NCBI's taxonomy places the organism in Eukaryota, Metazoa, Arthropoda, Insecta, Diptera, Drosophilidae. Gene Ontology annotation, biological process: activin receptor signaling pathway; cellular response to growth factor stimulus; protein phosphorylation. The record is from RefSeq and is a predicted model, not a curated record. Gene Ontology annotation, molecular function: ATP binding; activin binding; activin receptor activity. Gene Ontology annotation, cellular component: plasma membrane; activin receptor complex.
UAUACGAUGUCUGUAUCGCAAGAAGUCAACCUCCACAAGACAAGAAAAGAAUUUUAAAAGAAAUACGCGGAUUCGGAUUAAAAGCUUGGAAAAUCGGCAAAAUCGGAUCGGCGCGAGUGUUAUCAUUGCUAUUUGUCCGAUGUGAGUGAAUAGCGUCGGGAAAUCCAAGGAAAUCGCGGAAAAAUGUGCACGACCACCCACACAUAUAGUAUACACAGGGAGUGAGGCGACAUCCAGAUCCCAACCAGAACGGAGUGCCAAAUAACAACACAAAUUGUGUCAAAAAACUGAAUUCGCGUUGCGUUACGUAUACGCAGCGAGUGGUGUAAACCAGGUGCCCCAGUGAUAACGCCGAACAUGUCCAAAUACGAGGCGCUGCUUUAUCUUACGGCGCAGCUAGUGCUGGGCUUCGUCCUCAAUGGCGUGCAAGCAUCUAUUCUGCCCGAGUCCCACCACAAUAUUAUGUGCGAGCAGUAUGAUGAGAAGUGGUGCAACAAGUCAGCGAAUGAGACGUCACAGUGCGAGACGCGAAUCGAACGCUGCCAGCAAGAAGGUGGCAAGGUGCCCAGCUGCUACGUCCUGUGGAGCCACAACGAGGCGACGGGCGACAUGAGAGUCAAGAUGAAGGGCUGUUUCACAUACAUGCACGAGUGCAAUCAGACGGAGUGCGUGACCAGCACGGAGCCGCGAAAGGAAAACAUUUACUUCUGCUGCUGCAUGGGAUCUCGCUGCAACUCCGACCACAAGUAUAUCCGGACCACUACGGAGGCGACCGCACAAGUGCCAAAGGAAAAGACGCAGGGUGGCAGCAAUUUGGUGUACAUCUACGUGGGCACCUCCAUCUUCACGGUGCUCAUGGUCAUCCUGUGGGCCUCUCUGUUCAUGUAUCGCCGACGAAAGCAGGCCCACUUCAAUGAAAUACCCACGCACGAGGCGGAGAUUACGAACUCGUCGCCAUUGCUGAGCAAUCGUCCCAUCCAGCUGCUGGAGCAAAAGGCCAGCGGCCGCUUCGGCGAUGUGUGGCAGGCUAAGCUGCAUGGCCAGGAUGUGGCCGUCAAAAUCUUCCGCAUGCAGGAGAAGGAGUCGUGGUGCACGGAGAAUGAGAUUUACAAGCUGCCGCGCAUGCGCCAUCCGAACAUACUGGAGUUCCUUGGGGUGGAGAAACACAUGGACAAGCCGGAAUACUGGUUAAUCUCAACGUACCAACACAACGGCUCCUUGUGUGACUACCUCAAGUCGCACACAAUCACAUGGCCCGAGCUGUGUCGCAUCGCCGAGUCCAUGGCGAAUGGACUGGCCCAUCUGCACGAGGAGAUUCCAAGCUCAAAAACGGACGGACUAAAGCCCUCCAUUGCUCACCGAGACUUCAAGUCAAAGAAUGUUCUGCUCAAGGGCGAUCUGACUGCUUGCAUUGCCGACUUUGGCUUGGCCAUGAUCUUUCAGCCAGGCAAGCCGUGUGGCGACACUCACGGCCAAGUGGGCACACGUCGCUACAUGGCCCCCGAGGUUUUGGAGGGUGCCAUUAACUUCAACCGCGACGCCUUUCUGCGCAUUGACGUUUAUGCUUGCGGGCUGGUUUUGUGGGAGAUGGUAUCACGCUGCGACGUUGUCGGACCUGUCGGCGAGUUCCAACUGCCUUUCGAGGCGGAGCUGGGGCAAAGACCCACCUUGGACGAGGUGCAGGAAAGUGUGGUGAUGAAAAAACUUCGACCCAGCCUGCUCAGCUCGUGGCGUACGCACUCGGGCCUGAAUGUGUUCUGCGACACAAUGGAGGAGUGUUGGGACCACGACGCGGAAGCCCGCCUCAGCUCGUCCUGUGUAAUGGAGCGCUUUUCACAACUUAACAAAUAUCCCUCGGCACAACUACUGAUCAAGAACCACACCAAUAUCGAUGAUGCGAAGGAGUCUACAAAUUGCUUAUAGAAGCGGUACUAAGCCACAGGCUUAGCUGUGGCUUUCGAGCAAAAUCAGUCGAGGAUUCGUUUGUAGUUCAAUAGUUUUAGUAAUGUCAUCAGCAUCUAUCGCUCAUAGAAGUAGUCGAGGGUGAAGAAUCGGAUGAGCGUAAGAAGAUAUAUAAAUUGUAGAUACUAUCCGAUACUAUCGGAUAUGAUCUGCCGUGAUCUUGCAUCUUUGAGUAUGGCAGGUAUAUACAGUAAAAUUCGCUUAACUACACCCAGUCGAUUGAGAUUGAGGGCAGCAUAUUUUUCUGAAACAAGUGCAACAGGCAGCUAACUUGGAUGCAGCAAAUGUAAUUUUUUAUACAAAAAAUCCAUGAAUACAAACAAUAUUAUUAGAGACAACUUCUAUUCUUAUCGGAGCAGCUAGGCAAUGAGGCAGCUAAGCGAAUAAUACUGUAUACCCAAAGCGAAAAAGAACAAAAGCAUAGGACGCGGCGCUAAGUGGCAUAUAAGUGUUAGCAACUCGUCCCAUAUUGACUUCAUUGACUGAUAACCGUACAUAGUUCUAUAUAUAUAAAAUCCAGAAAAAUGACGUACAAUUUGUUUGCAGCCUCCGGCGGCAGUAGUGUUUUUUGUGCAGCUAUAAAACUGUUAUUGAAGCCUUUAACAAUAUUUUUUGUUCUCGAGAUCGUCUCCAUCUAGCAUAAGAGUAAUUUUAAUUUCUGUCGUAUCUUUACGUUACAUUUUAAUUUUACCCUGUAGUCGUAAUAUUUUUAUUUCCAGAACUUUGCAUGUGUUUUUUAAUGUUGUAUUUUGAAUAAAAGAAAAAAUACUUUAAACU